This is a messenger RNA of Neltuma alba, 1690 nucleotides long. Its product is annotated as protein DETOXIFICATION 43-like. Gene Ontology annotation, molecular function: antiporter activity; citrate transmembrane transporter activity; xenobiotic transmembrane transporter activity. The transcript has 13 exons. The record is from RefSeq and is a predicted model, not a curated record. The coding region runs from base 1 to 1572 and encodes 523 amino acids. Gene Ontology annotation, biological process: transmembrane transport. NCBI's taxonomy places the organism in Eukaryota, Viridiplantae, Streptophyta, Magnoliopsida, Fabales, Fabaceae. Gene Ontology annotation, cellular component: membrane.
AUGGCAGACAAUAAUCAUGGCAGUACUGUGCAUGUAUCCGAUAAUAAUAACAAGUGGAAGAUGCCUCUCCUUGUUUUCUUCAAAGAUGCAAGAAAAGUGUUGAAGCUGGACUCAAUUGGUAAAGAAUUACUGGGAAUUGCGUUUCCAGCUGCUUUGGCUGUGGCCGCUGAUCCUAUUGCUUCUCUCAUUGACACUGCUUUCAUAGGUCACCUAGGACCUGUGGAACUUGCUGCUGCUGGAAUUUCCAUAACCCUGUUCAAUCAAGCUUCAAGGAUCACCAUUUUCCCUCUGGUCAGUGUCACUACAUCGUUUGUGGCAGAGGAAGAUACUCUUCAGAAAAUUACAGACAUUGAAAAAGGUUUACCCAUCAAAGAGAAUAAUGAUAAUAACAAUAAUGGUGAUGAUGAGAGCGACACUGUUGACAAGGAUAGUGAUAAGAAUAUCAAAACGAACACGCCCAAGCCUUCUUCCAUGGCUACAAGUAGUAAGAAUAAGAAGACAAAAAAGAAGCAGAUAGCUUCAGCAUCAACAGCAUUAAUAUUUGGGACAAUCCUUGGCCUCCUUCAAGCGUCAAUCCUUAUAUUUGCUGCAAAACCUCUAUUACUUGCAAUGGGUGCGAAACAAGGCUCUGCUAUGCUGAUUCUCGCGGAAAAGUACUUGAAGUUAAGGGCAUUAGGGGCUCCAGCUGUUCUUCUGGCUUUGGCUAUGCAGGCAAUCUUCCGAGGUUUCAAGGACACCAAAACUCCCUUAUAUGUUAUUGUGCUCGGAUAUGCUCUAAACGUGGGUUUGGAUCCAAUACUUAUAUUUUACUGCAAGUUUGGCCUCAAAGGUGCAGCUAUGGCACAUGUCAUCUCACAGUACUUGAUGGCACUGGCUCUCUUGCUGAUAUUGAUGAAAAAAGUAGAUCUCUUACCUCCUAGUAUUAAGGAUUUGCAAAUCUUUCGCUUCCUUAAAAACGGAGGGCUGUUGUUGGCAAGAGUAAUAGCAGUAACAUUCUGUGUGACAUUUGCUGCUUCAUUAGCAGCAAGAUUGGGUACAAUUACAAUGGCUGCUUUCCAAACUUGUCAACAAGUUUGGAUGACUUCUUCUCUUCUUUCUGACGGUUUAGCUGUUGCAAUUCAGGCAAUUCUAGCAUGUUCUUUUGCUGAGAAAGACUAUGAGAAGGCCAAAGCAGCAGCAGUGAGGGUUCUCCAAAUGUCUUUUGUGAUGGGAGUAGGACUAUCUCUUGUCGUUGGAAUAGGAUUGCACUUUGGAGCAGGCGUCUUCUCCCAAACCCUCAGUGUUCUCCACCUUAUCAAAAUUGGCCUCCCCUUUGUAGCAGCAACGCAACCAAUCAAUGCAAUAGCUUUUGUGUUUGAUGGAGUCAACUAUGGAGCAUCUGACUUUACGUAUGCUGCAACUUCUUUGGUAAUAGUUUCAAUUGUAAGCAUUGGAAUAGAAUUUGUGAUGUGUAAGAUGAAAGGGUUCCUUGGCAUCUGGAUUGCUUUGACAAUAUAUAUGGCUCUUCGCAUGCUUGCUGGUUUUUGGAGGAUGGGAACAGGAACAGGACCAUGGCAUUUUCUUAAAGAAUAAGAGCCAUAAUGCAUUUGAACUUGGGAUACAGUUAUAGUUAAUUAUAGCCUAAUUACCAAUCCACAAACUUUGUUGUAUCACUAUAUAUCAAGACAUAAUCUAUCAUUAUUACAGCUAG